Messenger RNA from Penicillium subrubescens, 564 nucleotides. RefSeq names its product AAA-ATPase Vps4-associated 1 family protein. The coding region runs from base 1 to 564 and encodes 187 amino acids. NCBI's taxonomy places the organism in Eukaryota, Fungi, Ascomycota, Eurotiomycetes, Eurotiales, Aspergillaceae. Gene Ontology annotation, cellular component: endosome. The transcript is spliced from 4 exons. The record is from RefSeq and is a predicted model, not a curated record. Gene Ontology annotation, biological process: vacuolar transport.
AUGUCUCUGACGAACGUCUAUCAUUUGCGCCGAGUCGCGGAUACCUCCGCAAGGGCAUGUUUAAUCUGCUACAAGCCGUCCACCAGCGUGAUGAUCACCCCUGACAACAAGGACUUCUUCUACGUGUGCCCCGCACAUCUCCAGGACCGCCACUUCUGCUCGCCCAUCGUCGAUGCCGAGGGCGAAGCAGCGCGUUUGAAAGAGCAGCAAAUGGCCGAAGAAAUUGAAAAGGUCAAAAAAGAGUAUGAGGAGAAACAAAAGCGGAAGAAGGAGCGCGAAAAGCAAUCUAGCAAGGAUGUAAAAGACAAGGAGAAGGACAAGAAGAAGGAUAAGGACGACUCCAAAGAUAAAGAUUCCGCCGAUUCUAAGACUAACGAUGAGAAGGAAAGAGAUGAGAAGGGGACAGAGCCGAAGCCUGAUAACGGUCCUCGAAUUUUUGCGCUACACAAGACGUUUUAUCAGAUGCGUAUUGAUCGACUUCGAGGCAUUGAGAUGGCCAAACGAAACCAGGGGCGAAUGAAGAAUCCUUCUCUCUUCCCCUCUGUCCCCACCAAGGAUCUCUAA